This is a messenger RNA of Oldenlandia corymbosa var. corymbosa, 1962 nucleotides long. The record is from the annotation of a GenBank genome assembly. NCBI's taxonomy places the organism in Eukaryota, Viridiplantae, Streptophyta, Magnoliopsida, Gentianales, Rubiaceae.
AUGGAUGGUUUAGGAGCAAAGGUAUUGAUCAUUUUCCUACUGCAAUUGGGACUAUGUACAGCGUUUCCAGUUCCACUCAAUUGUUCAGACCCAAAUAGACUUUGCUCUUCCUUCUUGGCUUUCAAGCCCACUUCAGAACAGACUCUUCCAGUGAUUGAGAGCAUGUUUGAUGUAUUGUCCAAAGACAUAACUAUUGAAGGUAAUGGUAGGGAUUACGUAUUCAUCAGAAAGAACUGUUCUUGUGCUCCUACUAUCAAGGUGUACUUGAGCAACACCACAUAUACUGUGAGGGAAAACAAUGGAUCUGUUUAUGAUAUGGUAACGGAGGCCUAUCAUGGGUUGGCCUAUUUCUCAUCAAAUUUCACUAGGGAGGCGAAGAAAGGAGGGGUGGUGUCACUGCGGCUGAUGUGUGGUUGCUCCAGUGCCUUGUGGAAUUACUUGAUGAGUUAUGUGUUGAGAGAUGGAGACAGUGUGGAGUCUCUGGCUAGCCGGUUCGGGGUUAGUAUGGACAGCAUUGUGACAGCUAAUGGGCUUGACAAUCCUGAUAAUGUAACUGUUGGGCAACUCUACUUCAUUCCCCUGAAUUCAGUUCCUGGUGAACCAUACCCAGUGCAGAAUGAUAUAGCUCCAGCUCCAGUUCCGGAAUCGUCAGAUGGUGAUAUUGCAGCAACCCAGGUCAAACACAAGUCGCAUGUUCCAAUGUGGUGGAUCAUUGGAAGUUUGGCAGUUGGUCUACUGCUUAUCAUCAUACUUGUAGUUGUCUUUAUAUCCUUAAGAUCAUCGAGUUGUUGUCGUGGAGCUCUGGGGGAUGGAAAACAUCCUCAUAAAUUCCAUAUUCUCCGGAAUGCAAGUUUCUGUUGUGGUUCAGGAAGGGAUGCCUGUCGCAAAUCUGAGGACUGGAAACAACCUACUGGGGAAACCAGCAACCGCCAUGCAAAUAUUCCCACAGUUAUAAGUACUGAUGUAUUUGACAUGGAAAAGCCCGUUGUUUUCACAUAUGAAGAAGUUCUUUCUUGUACUGAUGGAUUUUCUGACUCUUAUCUUCUCGGGCAUGGAAGAUAUGGUUCUGUAUAUUACGGAAAUCUUCGUGAGCAGGAAGUUGCGAUCAAAAGGAUGACAGCCACUAAAACUAAAGAAUUUAUGGCAGAGAUGAAAGUUCUAUGCAAGGUUCAUCAUACAAAUUUGGUUGAACUGAUUGGUUAUGCUGCCAGUGGUGAUGAACUCUUCCUCAUUUAUGAACAUGCUCAAAAGGGAUCUCUCAAAAGCCACUUACAUGAUCCGCAACACAAGGGUCACACACCUCUUUCGUGGAACAUGAGGGUUCAGAUUGCAGUCGAUGCUGCUAGAGGCCUGGAGUACAUACACGAGCACACUAAGCCUCAUUAUGUGCAUAGAGAUAUCAAGACUAGCAACAUUUUACUUGAUGGUGCCUACAGAGCCAAGAUUUCAGAUUUUGGUUUGGCAAAGCUAGUUGAAAAAACAAAUGACGGAGAAGCAUUGGCGACUACUGUUGUAGGAACAUUCGGUUAUCUUGCUCCUGAAUAUCUGAGGGAUGGACUGGCAACAAACAAGAGUGAUAUAUAUGCAUUUGGUAUAGUACUUUUUGAGAUGAUAUCAGGAAAGGAAGCCAUUACAAGAACUCAAGGGAGUGCAGGGAAAAGUGCUGAUAGGCGAUCAUUGGCAUCAGUGAUGCUGGCUGCUUUGAGAAACUCACCCGACUCCAUGAGUAUGUCAAGUUUAGCUGAAUACGUUGAUCCAAAUUUAAUGGAGUUAUACCCUCAAGAUUGUCUGUUUAAGAUGGCUCUGCUGGCAAAACAAUGCGUUGACGAUGAUCCUGUUCUUCGACCAGACAUGAAGCAAAUUGUGAUAUCGCUUUCACAUAUCCAAUUGUCUUCAAUUGAAUGGGAAGCAACUCUUUCUGGAAACAGCCAAGUAUUCAGCGGCCUUGUUCAAGGAAGAUAG